Molecule: messenger RNA, 3597 nt
Organism: Sinocyclocheilus anshuiensis
Lineage: Eukaryota; Metazoa; Chordata; Actinopteri; Cypriniformes; Cyprinidae
Product: period circadian regulator 3
Exons: 19
Coding region: 268-3537 (1089 amino acids)
Biological process (GO): circadian regulation of gene expression; negative regulation of transcription by RNA polymerase II; entrainment of circadian clock by photoperiod
Cellular component (GO): cytoplasm; nucleus
Molecular function (GO): transcription corepressor binding; transcription cis-regulatory region binding
Source: RefSeq, a predicted model, not a curated record
CUCAAGCGCACGAAACAGAUUUAUAGAUAUAAUUGUGCUGUGAUAUUCAAGAGAGUUUAAUACGCCAAGACUUCGACGAUUAACUCCUACGAUUUAAGUUCUUUCAAUGGAAGACUGUAUGUAACCACCUAGUAAAACAUCAUCAUCAUCCCCAUGGGUUUCUCUAUAGACCUUCAUUGUUAAUGUGGACAAAAGCAGCGGAGCGUCUAGAUUCUGGAUCAGAGCUUCAGUAGAGGUGGGCAGUGGUCGGAGGAGAACUUGCGGGGAAUGCUGGGAGGAGACGGCUUUCCCGAUGGAGAAGAGGAGAACUCUUCUCCAGGCUCCAGCAAGCGUUUGGAGCAGACGGACCAAGCUACCAGUGGGCAGGACCCCGGGACCAGCGGAUCAGGGUCCGGGUCCGGAUCGGGUUCAGGUGAGGAGGAGGAAGCUGAGAAGCAGCGAGGAAGGACCAGCAGAGGGGAAAGCUCAGCGGGCUGUGAGGAGAGCAGAGGAGAGCAGACGCACGAGGAUGUGGACAUGAACAGCGGUCACGACUCCAGCAGCGGAAACGACAGUGUCAGGGGCUCACGACAUCAUCGUUCCUCGGCCAAUUGCAGCCCUGGAAGCACCAUAGGAUCAGGAAGAACCAAGAGCUCAAAAUCUGCCACUGGUUCCUCAUCGUCCAGUUUUCACAGCGCUCAUCACACAGAGUGCAGCGUGUGCAUGUGCAGUGAACAGAUGGAGCACGGCCGUGAGCAGACACACCGAGAGAUGAUGCAGAUGGUGCAGGAGAUGAAGAAACGGCUGCCGUCGGAGAAGAGAAGCCGCAGUAAAGCCAGUACGGUGGAGGCACUGAACCACGCACUGAACUGUGUCAAACAAGUACAAGCAAACAGCGAGUACUACAACUUACUAAUGAGCAGCGGACUGGAGAAGAGACGAGAAGCUACUGUGUGCUCGCUGGAGGAGCUGGAGGGAAUCACUUCAGAACACACGCUGAAAAACACUGACACGUUUGUGGUGGUCUUCUCUCAGGCCUCCGGGAAGGUGGUUUACGCGUCUGAACAGGCCUCCAGCGUGCUUCACUGCAAGAGGAAGUUUCUGGAAUCUGCCAAGUUCGUGGAGCUGCUGUACCAUCAGGACGUCAAUGUGUUUUACUCGCACACGGCGCAGCCACGACUGCCGCCCUGGAACGUGGGCACAGACAGCGCGGCGGUUCUGUAUAAAUGUGCCCAGGUCAAGUCCUUCUUCUGUCGAAUCAGAGGAGGGAAAGAUAGAGAUGGAGAAAUGCGUUAUAGUCCGUUCCGGAUCACUCCGUACCUGCUGAAGGUUCAGGGAUCGAGAGCAGAGGAGGAGCCGUGCUGUCUGGCCCUGGCCGAACGCAUCAUCUCAGGAUAUGAGGCCCCUCGCAUUCCCAUGGACAAGCGCAUUUUCAGCACGACUCACUCACCAGGCUGUGUCUUUUUAGAAGUGGAUGACCGUGCGGUGCCUUUGCUCGGCUACCUCCCUCAGGAUCUGAUCGGUACCUCAGUUCUGACCUGCCUGCAUCCAGACGACCGCCUGCUCAUGCUGUCCAUGCACCGCAAAAUUCUGAAGUACGCGGGCCAGCCUCCGUUUGAACACUCACCCAUCCGGUUCCAGUGUCAGAACGGCGACUACGUCACCUUGGACUCCAGCUGGUCCAGCUUCAUCAACCCCUGGAGCCGUAAGGUGGCCUUCAUCAUCGGAAGGCACAAAGUUCGCACUGGACCUCUGAAUGAUGACGUUUUUGCUGCACGGAGUAAAGCUGAGCAGUCAGUCAUGUGUGAGGACGUUAAAGAGCUGCAAGCCAUGAUCUACAAGCUCUUCUUACAGCCUGUUCAUAAUAAUGGAUCCAGUGGCUAUGGCAGUCUGGGUAGUAACGGCUCUCACGAGCACUACAUCAGUGUGGCGUCCUCCAGCGACAGUAACGGAAACCUCUGGGAGGAUUCGCACAGAGAACCAAUGACAUUGCAGCAGUUUUGUGCUGAUGUCAAUAAAGUGAAGAACUGGGGCCAGCAGGCGUAUCUGGACUCCCGGAGGAAGCUCACACCUUUAGGACCAGCCACUGCAGUGGCGGCAGCAGGCGUUUAUCCUAAUACCAGUCAGGGUUUGGGAAUUAGAGAUCAUCUAAAGCAGUCUCUACAAGAAGCCCGGAAACGACCACACAUCCCAUCCUACCAGCAGAUCAACUGUGUGGACAGCAUCAUCAGAUAUCUGGAGAGCUGUGUGACGUCUGCUUUGAAACGAAAGAGCGAAUCUUUGUCCAUAGCUACGUCAUCUUCAUCCUCCAUGUCUGGGGAAGACAAACCCACAGCGGCCGCACAUGAAGACGCUGUGAACACAGAUGAAGCUGCGCUAGAAGGCGCUGGUGCUCUGGACAGCCAGGUGUCUGCGGGUUCGGCCACGACGGCAGCGGUGGUGGGAGCGCCGCUCACAGACAUUACAAUCUCCACAGAAGCCAUGAGCGUGGUGUCCGUCACCAGUCAGUGCAGUUACAGCAGCACCAUAGUGCACGUGCCGCAGCCAGAGUCAGAGGUCACAGCCUUAGAAGAUGCUCCAAUGGGGAGUGAACCAACAGACUCCGCCCCCACCCCUGCACGCCCCGCCCCCAGCACCUCCUCAGCGGCUCAGGAGGAGUUACUCGUGGUGGGUCUUACUAAAAAGGUGCUGUCGGCCCACACCCAGAAGGAGGAGCAGCAAUUCGUAGAUCGUUUCCAACAUCGUAUCCUGCAGAGUCCCUACAGCUCCUACCUCCAGCAGGACAACAGCAGCAUGGACCAUUCUCAUCACAGAUCUGAUGUUGUGCGUCCUCCAAACAAGCACAAGCGGCCCAAACCAGAAGACUUAUCCGACAGCUACGGCUCCCAGCCGGGCAAAUACUGGUCACUUCCCAGACCCACAGGAGCACCUCAUUCCUCCUGGCCGUCCUCGGAGUCGUCUCAGCCCCCGCCAUCCAACAUUGGCUUUGUGCCACCCAUGGCAGUACCAAUGCAGUCGGCCCCUUACUUCAGUCUGCUCGGUGCAGAUCAGCAGCCCAUGGUGGUCCAGCCUGACCAAGCUGUCCAGAACCUCCAACCCAUGCCUCCCAUGACUCCCAUGAUGGUCGUCCUGCUUCCUAACUACCCCAUGUACCCCGGCAACAAUGGCAUGUAUCCGCAGGGGAUGCCCGUCCCGGCGCCCGGAGUCGUUCCCCAGCCUCCCUUUAAUAUGGGCGGCUACAUCCCGCCUGGUUGCCACAUGCCACAUGGAUCUCCAUCUCAGGGGCAUCCUCCAGGGUCCAGCGUCACAGGAGCUGGGAUGCCACCGGGUGCCUCGGCGGAGGUCGACUCGAUACCUGCCCCUUGGUUUGGGGAAGACCUUGAUGCAGCGCAACCUACAGCACUCUUCUCCAGCUCUCGCUCCAGCUCGCCCAUCCAGCUGAACUUACUCCAGGAGGAGCUGACCAAACCCACCGAAGCCCAGAACAGCACCGGUCCAGAGAGUCUGCAUGAGCACCACGCCAAAGCGGUGAGACCAACUGAGAUCGGACUUGAGUAGUUUCCAGAAGUUGAAAUACCCUGAGGAGUGACAUGAUCUACUCCAUCUGAAGCUAUUUUA